UCAGCUGAGCCCUGGUUUCCAAGAUUCAGAGCAGGAUACAGUCUUUGUCCCAUCAUCAUUCUUCCUCUAAAACGAUGCCAGGAGAAGGAGAGAGUGAUUCUGAUGAUGGCGUCUGGGUGGACUAGCCUAACUUUCAGCUGGACCGUGGAAAGAAGGUCAGAAGGACCCUGCGGAGGAAGAGAGCAUAAUUCUCCAGGACCUGCGCUGGGACCUAGGGUUUCCAGUCCCCAGUGGUCCCCAGGUUCUUCUAGGAAAGCUGUAUAAUCCCUCAUCUCCUGGGGAGAAACGGCGGCGUCCCUGAGGAAACAGAGGUCUCCCCCUCCCACCCUAAGCGCUACUGCUGGAUCCUUCGUGACAUCACCAGCCCCGUCACUGCUGCCACUGCUGGAAGUUCUGAGCUCUGUGCUGGGGGCACCAGGCACUGACACUUGCCUCUUGUUGGGAGAACAGAGGGAGCCUCUCUUGUCCACGGCCUGUGCUCCGCUCCAACUGCUGCGUCUCCCGGAGGCCUCCACCCAGGCCGCAUAGAGCCUACCUGAUCACAGCUACAGGAUGGCCUCCAGCCCAGUUGGAGUUUCUAGCCCACAGCCAUCUAGGGCCAAUGGGAACAUCAACCUGGGGCCAUCAGCCAACCCAAAUGCCCGACCCACAGACUUUGACUUCCUCAAAGUCAUUGGCAAAGGGAACUAUGGGAAGGUCCUACUGGCCAAGCGCAAGUCCGAUGGUGCCUUCUACGCAGUGAAGGUGCUGCAGAAGAAGUCCAUCUUAAAGAACAAGGAGCAGAGUCACAUCAUGGCAGAGCGCAACGUGCUGUUGAAGAAUGUGCAGCACCCUUUCCUUGUGGGCCUGCGCUACUCCUUCCAGACCCCAGAGAAGCUCUACUUCGUGCUGGACUAUGUGAAUGGGGGAGAGCUCUUCUUCCACCUGCAGCGGGAACGCAGGUUCCUGGAGCCCCGGGCCCGGUUCUACACAGCAGAGGUGGCCAGUGCCAUUGGCUACCUUCACUCUCUCAACAUCAUUUACAGAGACCUGAAGCCAGAAAAUAUUCUCUUGGACUUCCAGGGACACGUGGUCCUGACAGAUUUCGGCCUUUGCAAGGAGUGUGUAGAGCCUGAGGAGACCACCUGCACCUUCUGCGGCACCCCUGAGUACCUGGCUCCGGAAGUGCUUCGUCACGAGCCUUAUGAUCGAGCGGUGGACUGGUGGUGCUUAGGGGCAGUGCUCUACGAGAUGCUGCAUGGCCUGCCUCCCUUCUUCAACAAAGACGUGGCCCAGAUGUACGAGAAUAUUUUGCACCAGCCACUACAGAUUCCUGGAGGCUGGACAAUGGCUGCCUGCAACCUCCUGCAAGGCCUUCUCCACAAAGACCAAAGGCAGCGGCUGGGCUCCAAGGAAGACUUUCUUGAAAUAAAGAACCACGUGUUCUUCAGUCCCAUAAACUGGGAUGAUCUGUACCACAAAAGGCUGACUCCACCCUUCAACCCAAACGUGGAAGGGCCCGCUGACUUGAAACACUUUGAUCCAGAGUUCACCCAGGAAGCUGUGUCCAAGUCCAUUGGCUGCACCCCUGAUACCAUGGCCAGCAGUUAUGGGGCCUCAAGUGCAUUCCUCGGAUUUUCCUAUGCACAGGAUGAUGGUGACAUCUUGGACUCUUAAGAGACAAGGACUUGUGAAACCACCAAGACCAGCUGGCAACUGCGGGGACUACCUUCUGCUGCCAGUAAGGCAGAGUGAGUUUGAUGACUCAAAGAAGAGGGAAGUAUUUUCCAUCACACAAAAGAACAGUGCAGGGCUCAGGCUGGCAGGAACAGUAACCAAGCACCCAGUUGUUUGCAGUUCUGAUUUGCCCUUCUUGGGAAAGGACUUCUGUGUUUAGUUCCUGUUGCUGCUGUGACAAAAUAUUCAAGAAGAGUAAUGGAAAGACGAUCUAUUUGGGGUCACAGUGUCAGAUGUUUCAGUCCCUGGUUGGCUGACCCCAUUGCUGUGGGCUUUAGGCAAAGCUGAUUCAUCUUGGUGGAGUACAGCUUACCUUAUGCCUCCCAAGAAGCAGAAACAAAAGACUGGAGCAGGAAUAAGAUAUACCCUUCAGAUAUGAUAUUCCCAAGUGACAUACUCCCUCCAAGGGGCCCACCUCUUAGUUAUCAUCACCUCUCCAUGCUAUAAAAUUAUGACUCUGUGAAUGGACUAAAUCACUGAUGAAGCCUGAGCCCUCAAGAUCCAAUCCAAGGCCUUAUCAGCUGAACACAGGAACCCUCAGAAAACACUUCAGAACCAAACUGUAGUAGCGUUGAGUAUUGGGUUACAUGAUCACAAAGCAGUUCCUGGUACCCAUAAUCACUUUUCUGUUCUAAGCAAGAGAAGAGGAGGAAUGGACAGGAAUGGAUUUUUUGGAUAUCUGUUACUGCAUUUGGCAGCCUCAACACCUUUCAACAUUGAAGGAAUUCCCUACUUUUGAGCCACCACUGGGGGGGAGGGAAGUGACGACCUCCAUUUGAAUAGGGGUGGACUUCAUCCACCCCUUAGUUCAAUUGAGAUAUGUGGUCCAAGUUGCAUCUGUGCCAAACCUGGGCCCAAGGAUGGGACUUCGAACUCUCUUUGAGUCUCUCUGGUGGAAGGGGCACCGGUGCAGACUGCAGCAGCCAGCCCCCAGUAUCCCAGGGCUCCAGCACUGCUCCUGUAAGCCUCAAGCUUUUCUUUGAAGAUUUCACAAUCUCUUAACACACUCCCUUUUUACUUAGCUGUCCAAAGAACACUUCUCUUGGGUGAAUUGUGGAGCAAAUGUUCCCGUUGUUAGCAAUCUUCAUCCAAAUGACUCUAACGUAGUAAUUACUCCCCCUUCUUUUGCCAGUGAAGAGACAAGGGCAGAGAAACUGCUCCUUGCUUGAAGGCCACACCACUGGGCUGGUAACUAUAUUUGACAUAGGGCUGUCUCUACCCUUUAACCUUUGAACAGGUCCACUCCUUCAUGCUUUUAGGACCAAGAAAUGAGUCACCAUCUCUCAUCAGAAAUGGGCACAGUGCACAUGCCCUGAAAAUCAGGGAAGCAGAGAUGAGUGGAACUAUAAGUUCCAGGGCAGCCUGGUCUACAAAGUAAGUUCCAGGCAGUCAAGGAGACACAGUGAGACCAUAUCUCAAAAAAAGAAAAUCUCCUACAUCAAGGCAAAAAUUGGCUAGAACAAACAAGAGAGUGAUAAGGGGUCUUGGAGAGACCCUCACUCCUGGUCUUGGCCUGGUUAUCAAGUUCAUGUGCUUUACCUCAAGUACAGAAUCAGAUCUUGCAGGCUGAUCUGGCUAGCUACUAAGCUCCAGGUGUUCAGAUUAGUCAUUUCAAAAGGUAAUUCUGGCUAGCCAGAAUGUGGACACAUAAUGCAUGCUCAGAACAUAGCCCAUGUGGGAUAGAUUAUUCUGCUUUAUUUCAGUUUCUUUUCCACAAACUCUGGGCACAACUUCUUUAAUGACUCAAAGAAGAGGGAAGUAUUUUUCAUCACACAAAAGAAUAGUGCAGGGCUCAGGCUGACAGGAACAGUAACCAAGCACCCAGUUGUUUGCAUACUUCAAGGUGGCCUCAUUAGCUUGCUAAUUUGGGGACAAUGGGAGGACUUUCUUUGACUCACUUUAUGCUGGUGAUUUUUGUUUUGUUUUUUGUUUGUUUUUCAAGACAAGGUUUCUCUGUGUAGUCUUGGCUGUCCUGGACUCCCUUUGUAGACCAGGCUGGCCUCAAACUCAGAGAUCCGCCUGCCUCUGCCUUCCUGAGUGCUGGGAUUACAGGUGUGCGCUAUUAUACUAGUAAUUUUUUUUUUUACUGACUUUUCCUCUAUACUUGGCCCCUACUCUUUUCCUCUCAGUUUUGUCCCCUCUGUUGCCAGCCCUAGGAAUUAAGGGGGAAGGCAAGGCUGGGACACAUGAAAAGAAAACAAAACACCAGUACGAUCUAUUAGAGAUCAAAGCUGAGUCAAGAGAACUGAUUUCCAUCUUACCUAGUAUGAGUUAACUGCUAGAGGUGGGACACAAGAAGAGCACAAAUCUUUCCUGUUACAGAAGCGUUAACUGUCAGAAACCUGGACAUGCUGUGGAAAGUCCACAAUCAGCUGGUUCUGUUCUAUGAUUGUAAAGUCACAGAAUGUUUCACCAGGAUAGAAAAUAAAAAUGAAGAACAAGUA
Molecule: messenger RNA, 4160 nt
Organism: Psammomys obesus (fat sand rat)
Lineage: Eukaryota; Metazoa; Chordata; Mammalia; Rodentia; Muridae
Gene: Sgk2
Product: serum/glucocorticoid regulated kinase 2
Exons: 16
Coding region: 553-1656 (367 amino acids)
Biological process (GO): protein phosphorylation
Molecular function (GO): ATP binding; protein serine/threonine kinase activity
Source: RefSeq, a predicted model, not a curated record